Messenger RNA from Lactuca virosa, 1863 nucleotides. The record is from the annotation of a GenBank genome assembly. Lineage: Eukaryota; Viridiplantae; Streptophyta; Magnoliopsida; Asterales; Asteraceae.
AUCCUAUACAUGAUACAUAACCUUAUUCUUAGUCUCCUUCCAUCUCUCUCAAAGUCAAAGAACCAAACCUAAGUGUGAUCUAUAUUCUAUCGAAGCGACCGCAAUGAAUAAACUUGCAAAGUCUUUAGCAAAUUAUGUCCCUCUUACUCCUGUAACUUUCAUCAAGAGAGCCUCCAUGGUUUAUUCCAACCGUACAUCCAUCAUAUAUGGCAGAACCAGCUUCACUUGGCAACAAACUUAUGAGCGAUGUUGUCGUCUCUCCUACUCCCUCCGCUCGCUUAAUGUUUACAGGAACGAUGUUGUAUCUGUACUGGCACCGAACAUUCCUGCGCUAUAUGAGAUGCAUUUCGCAGUGCCAAUGGCAGGAGCUGUGCUUAACGCAAUUAAUACAAGGCUGGAUGCUAAAAACAUUGCCACCAUCCUCCGUCAUUCUGAAGCCAAGGUUUUCUUUGUAGAUUAUGAGUACGUUCCCCAAGCAUCUGUGGCGCUAAGGUUGCUGAUGGUGGGUUCCAAAGACAGUUCUGAAGGCCACCAUAGAAUGCCUUUGGUCGUUGAAAUUGAUGAUAUUAACAAGCCCACGGGUGUCAGUCUUGGAAAGUUGGAGUAUGAACAGCUUAUCAACGAUGGCAACCCCGAGUACUCAGGUGAAGAGCUUGAUGACGAGUGGGAUGCCAUCGCCCUGACCUACACAUCUGGAACCACCUCCGAGCCUAAGGGGGUGGUCUAUAGCCACCGUGGUGCAUUUCUGAGCACCAUGAGCUUAAUUCAAGGGUGGGAAAUGGGUACCGAAGCUGUGUUCCUAUGGUCACUGCCAAUGUUCCACUGCAACGGCUGGACGUGUACCUGGGGUGUUGCAGCUAGAGGUGCUACCAAUGUCUGCAUACGCAACACCACCGCCGACGAAAUAUACAAAAGUAUUUCCAUCCACAAGGUGACUCACAUGUGUUGUGCCCCUGUUGUUUUCAACAUCCUUUUAGAGGCUAAAGCCCAUGAGCGUCGUCGAAUAAUCUCUAAAGUCAGCAUACUCACCGGUGGGGCGCCUCCGGCUGCUGCCCUCUUGGAGAAGAUGGAGGACCUUGGGUUCCACAUAACGCAUGCCUAUGGCCUCACUGAGGCCACCGGACCUGCCCUUGUGUGCGAGUGGCAAUCCAAAUGGAAUCAGCUGCCUAGAGAUCAGCAGAUGAGAUUGAAGGCUCGUCAAGGCGUAAGUAUACUCACACUCGCGGAUGUAGAUGUCAAGAACAAGAAAACAAUGGAGAGCGUUCCACACGAUGGCAAGACAAUGGGAGAAAUCGUACUCCGAGGAAGUAGCAUCAUGAAAGGGUACUUAAAAGAUGAGAACGAGACUGCAAAGGCUUUUCAGAAAGGGUGGUUUUUAACCGGAGAUGUUGGAGUUAUACAUCCGGAUGGAUACCUAGAAAUCAAAGACAGAUCGAAAGACGUGAUCGUAUCUGGCGGAGAAAAUAUUAGUAGCGUGGAAUUAGAGUCUAUUUUAUUACAACACCCUGCCAUACUCGAAGCAGCAGUGGUGGCGAUGCCUCAUCCAAGGUGGGGGGAGAGCCCUUGUGCUUUCGUUGUUUUAAGAAAGAUAGGAAGCACAACUGAAACAGAAAUCUUGGCAUAUUGCAUGAACUAUAUGUCGAAAUUUAUGGUUCCAAAGAAGGUGGAGUUUGUGGAGGUGCUACCAAAAACAGAAACAGGUAAGGUCCUAAAAAAAGAGCUUAGAGAAGUGGCGAAAACCCUUAAUAUCUCCAACACACCCAGAAAAACGAUUGAUCUGGAAAUGAACGUUUAGUUCCAUAUAUGAUUCCAUCAAUGUUGGUGGCAAUAAGACGAACCGUUAUAUAAGAAUGUUUAUCCGUC